CAAUUCUACUAGCUAUGGCAAAAGGUAAAGGUAAAAAUAAAGGUUCAGAUGAUAGACCUUCGUCGUCGUCGCGGACUUCGAAUGGUCAUAAAUCUAAACAGCAUCAUAUAAGAAAGGGCCGUCAAGAAGGAGGUGCCUCAUUAUCUUCGAAUUCUAAUGAUGAUGAAAAAUUCCCAGUCAAAUUAGCAAUGUGGGAUUUUGAUCAUUGUGAUCCUAAAAGAUGUUCAGGUAAAAAGUUGGAGCGUCUUGGUCUUAUCAAAAACUUAAGAGUUGGUCAAAAAUUUAACGGUAUCGUCGUUUCUCCAAAUGGUAAAGGUGUUGUUUGUCCAGAUGAUAAAGAAAUUGUUGAAAAUUUUGGUGCUGCAGUUGUUGAAUGUUCUUGGGCUAGAUUGGAUGAAGUUCCUUUUAACAAAAUUGGUGGUAAGCAUGAACGUUUACUACCCUACUUGGUAGCAGCUAAUACAGUUAAUUAUGGUAGACCUUGGAAAUUAAAUUGUGUGGAGGCUUUAGCUGCUUGCUUUGCAAUUGUAGGUCAUAUUGAUUGGGCAACUCAGUUGUUACAAAAUUUUUCAUGGGGGUUGGCAUUUUUGAAUAUUAAUGAAGAGUUGUUACAAAUUUAUCAGCAAUGUACUGAUUCAGAAUCUAUAAAUAAAGCUCAAGAUGCUUGGUUAGAAAAAAUAGAAAAUGAAGUCAAGGAAAGAAAAGAAAGAUCUAAAGAUCAAGAUAUAUGGAUGAUGGGUAACGUUAAUAGAAAAGGUGCUGAGAGUGAAGACGAUGAUGACGGUGAUAGCGAAGAAGAUGUACAAUAUGAUGCUUUGGGUAAUGUUAUAACCAAGGACAAAGAGCUCAAAUAUGAUAAUUUGGGUAAUAUUAUCAGUGAUGAGUCUGACCAAGAAUCGGAAGAAGAAUCGGAAGAAGAGGUUGAUGCCUUGGGUAACGUAAUAAAUAAGAGUAAUACUAAGUUUGAUGAAGAUGUUGAUGGAGAAGACGAAGCUGAAGACGAACAAUACGAUAAUCUAGGCAAUCUUAUCUCCAAUAAUCAUCUCACCAAAAAAAUCAACAAUAUCAGUUUAAAUGCAUCUACAUAGUUUAAUAUACGGGUAAUUCCAGUUCUAUAUUCCUUUCAACUCGUUGAAUUGUGGAGCUCACAUCGGAUGAUUCGUUCAAUUUCACCGAGUUCUUAGUAGUUGGAAACUUUGAACACAAGGUUUAAGGUUCCGCUUAAUAACUUUUCACUUCAAAAGGC
This is a messenger RNA of Hyphopichia burtonii NRRL Y-1933, 1246 nucleotides long. RefSeq names its product ribosome biogenesis protein TSR3. Lineage: Eukaryota; Fungi; Ascomycota; Pichiomycetes; Serinales; Debaryomycetaceae. Gene Ontology annotation, molecular function: rRNA small subunit aminocarboxypropyltransferase activity. The record is from RefSeq and is a predicted model, not a curated record. Gene Ontology annotation, biological process: maturation of SSU-rRNA. The coding region runs from base 15 to 1088 and encodes 357 amino acids. The transcript has a single exon.